This is a messenger RNA of Rubroshorea leprosula, 1404 nucleotides long. NCBI's taxonomy places the organism in Eukaryota, Viridiplantae, Streptophyta, Magnoliopsida, Malvales, Dipterocarpaceae. The record is from the annotation of a GenBank genome assembly.
AGCAAACUGAGUUGAAAACAGAGUUGUCCAAUAGCCCUCUUUUCCUCCAACUCCAAAAGAAGAAAAUGGCUCACCAUUCUCGCUCAAAGAGCUUUCCCUCUAGACCACACCCCUUUACUUCUGAGGUUGACGAGCAUUUAAGCAGAUUGGCAUCCUCUGAAUCUGCCUCAACGUCGUCAUCCACUUUAUGCCAAAAGCUCAAUGGCCUUCAAGAUUUGCAUGAUAGUAUUGAGAAGCUGCUCCAACUGCCUCUCAACCAACAAGCUUUAAGCUCUGAGUUGAAUCAAAAAUAUGUUGAUGAGCUGCUUGAUGGAUCCGUUAGGCUCUUUGAUGUAUGCACUACUGCCAAGGAUUCCUUGUUGCAAACCAAGGAAUGCAUACAGGAACUUCAAUCAGUUUUGCGCAGAAGGCGAGGAACUGAAAUCACACAUGAGGUAAAGAAAUACUUAGCCUCUAGGAAGGCAGUGAAAAAGGCAGUCUUGAAAGCCUUAAAGAAUUUGAAGAACAAACAGAACAAAUACAGUGAAACCGGAGCAAUUAUUAACUUGGUCCAAGAGGCACAAGCAGUCACUCUCAAUGUGAUGGAAUCCGUGUUGCACUUUGUAUCUGGACCAGAGGCAGGAUCAAAAGCAAGCCGGCUGUCAGUAGUUUCAAAACUGUUCCGCAACAAAAAUGUAGGGUGUGAAGAAGAAGACGAAAAUGAGAUUGCAAAGGCUGAAUCUAAAUUGCUCUCCAUCAUUAGUGGCAAGACAAAUAUUGAACUUGAGAAUGCACAAAAUCAACUGCAACAGGCAGACUCAUGCAUUCAAAAUCUUGAAGAAGGGCUUGAAUCCAUUUACAGGCAGAAAUGGGUUGAUGAGUUGUUGGAUGGAUCUCUUCAGAUCUUGGAUAUCUGCAACUUUGCUCAGGAUACUGUACUCAAAGCAAAAGAAAGCACAAUUAAGCUGCAAUCAGUUUUGCAUAGAAGACGUGGUGGUGAAGCAGAGAUUGUGGCUGAGCUGAAGAAAUAUUUGACCUCCAGGAAAGCUGUGAAAAAGGCCAUAAGCAAGGCCUUGGCUAAAUUGAAGACCAUGUGGAAGCUAAAUGCACCUCCUCCUCUCCUUCGGAUCAAAGUCAGACCAAGGCCAUUGUUGGCAUGUUAAAACAAGUAGAAGCAGUCACUCUUUCUGUCUUUGAAUCCUUAUUGUCCUUGAUCUAUGGGACAAUGGAUCAAUCAAAUAAAAGAGCUGGUCCUUGGUUUCCAAGUUCAUUGGUCUCAAAAGGAUUGCAUGCGAGGAAGAAGAGAGAAACAUUAAUGAAUUUGAAAAGGUGGAUGCUGUUGUCAAGAUGAUCAAAUCUGAAAUUGUGAUUCAUAAGGAGAUGCAAAGCCCGCUAAGCAACUUGGAAUAAUGCAUUCUAGAUCUU